AUGGGUCAGCGAGAGUCUAUCCUGUGCUCGGAACUGCCAUCUCUUCUACGGGCCUACGAGGAGAAGCACGACAUCAUCAUCCUGGAUCUUCCUGACUUCGACAAUGUCGUCAAGCAAUCCGAGUCGCACCCUGACCUGGCGCUUGACCCAGAGAACCUAUUCCAGUUCCUCUCUAUCUGCACUCAGCUCGGACGGUCCGCUCCUCCGUCUCCUCCUCUGACAGGUCGUCAGCUCCCGCACUCCGCCUCCCUCCCGCCCACCUCAUUCAGGCAACACAUGGACAAGACGCCCCGUCCUAGGACGCAUAACCGGCGGCUUUCGGACCGGAUCCGCUCACCUUCAGAUUCGAGCUCUUCCGAUGAAGACAGGGGACACAGUACCUUCCGGCCAAGAGCGGGUCGCCAGCAGUCGGCUCCGCCUAUACCGUUCAACACAUCCCGUUCAUCCUCCAACAUCCCCGGCCUCGAUCAGCAGCCCCUCCCGCCUCUUCCGGCCGGACAUCGCGCGAGAACACGUACCGAUUCCGGAGGCAAGGAGUCUCCCUUGGCCCAGCGAGUCCGAGCGGGCGGGAAAGGCAAACCCCCGAGCUCAUUCGCCUUUGGUGGAGCGACGUCGUUCGCUCGUCCAAGCCCUGCGUCUCGCCGACGAAGGGGAUCGACUUCUGGCCAGUCCGCCUCCGGCGCGGAAGAUGCAAAAUCGCCCGACUUCUCGGCUUCCGGUUGGUCUAUGUCGUCCGCUUCAUUGGCUAUGGGCUCAUCGCCCAUCAUGUCGCCCACAUCGCCAAGAUCAGCCAAUGGCCUGGACUACACAAGCUACCACGAGCAAGCCAAGUCUCCAGAGGCGAUGAGCGAGGCAGGCGCUGUGGAGGAUGACAUGGCUAUGGGAGGUGAGGGUGAGCAGGACGGUGGUGGCGACGAGGCGGAGGAGGUAGAUGAUCUGAGGGACAUGCAGGAGGUUGAGGAUCCGAGGCUGAGCACCCUCUCUACGGAGUCAUCAGCGAGUCUGCGGACCAGCCACGACAAGCUACGGUCGCUUCAGAAGCAGAACACCGAGCUGUCGCGCAAGUUGCGAGACUCAGAACGCCAAUUGGCUGUCAUCGGAUCCGAGAACGAGAGGCUUGUCGAGGACCUGCAGGACAAACUCGAGGAGGCCAGAUCGGAGAUUACUCAACGACGGAAAGAGGAGAAGGAGUGGAAAGGGAAGGAGAGGUUGUUGAUGAUACAGAUAUCUGCGUUUGAAGCGGAUAUCUCGUCUCUACAGCGGACAGUCGAGAAUUCGAAGCAGAACCACGCAAACAUGCAGAAGAUGUACAACUCGCAAUGCGAUGAGGCCCAGCGCCUCCGCGACCUGCUUCGUGAUCGCGACAAUGAGAUCCGGGACUUCGAGUCCGCCGUUCAAGGCCAUGAAGCUGAUGAGGAAAAGUACUCUGGAGAGAUUACCGUCCUCGAAGCCGAGAUCAAGCGCCUCGAGUCCGAUCUCUCCUCGGCGCGCACCGCAGAAGGCUACCUCGAGACGCAAAAGCAAGAGAAUCUUCAGCUCAAGGAGACAAUCGAUCGGAUGCGAUUCGACCUGGACGAGGCGCGCGCAGCUGCGACGAAGGGAACGGGGCACGUUCGAGGUCCCACGGGAUCCAGCGGGCCGGCAACGCUGAGUCGGAAUCUGGGUGAUGAGUUGCAUCGGCGCCUUCUCGAUGCGGAGCGGGUGCAGGAGGCGGAAGAGGAGGAUGAGGCGGAGAGAAUUCAGACUACUACCAAGACCGAGACUGUCAUCACUACGCGUCCGCGAAAGUCUGCUAAUAAGGCUGGAGGUGAUGGAAGCGUCACUCCCAAAGCGACUGUCCGGAUCGAGGAAGAGAUACGGGAGUAUGCCGACGUCGGGACAAUUACCGACCCGCCUGCUAUCGAGCCCGUCAUCGCAGAUCAGCCCGAAGCGGGACCGUCCUCGUCGAAAGGAGCAGUACCGGACGAGCCGCCAGCGUACACCCGAGUCCCGGAUCCGCUUAGCGAAGCCGAGGUGCUUUUGCGUGCUCAUCCCCGUGAUCAAGAGACGGGAGAGGAGGUGGAUGAGGACUAUGAGUCAUUGGUCGAGUCUCUGGGCGUGAGAUGUACUGUGCUCGAGGCGGAGAUGAAGAAGCGGAUGGGCGCACAGGGGAAGUUGGUCACUGGUGGAGCAGGCACCCCAACAUCGACACCGCCUAGCUCAUUCUCCCGCCGAAAGUCAAAUAGACCCGGGAUCAUCAACUACGUCUUCUACCAGAACAACAACAUGGGCAAUGUGGCAUUAUGUGCGGGAUUGUUUCUGAUGUUGGGCCUCACGAUCGGCGCACAAGUCUUCUCCCCUCCGGCGGGCAUGCACCCCAGGGAUGCCCAGCUGUUCAGCACGAUGAACAGCCUCGCAAUGGGUGCGGGCGUAGGCGAGGGUUUCUUGCCUACGAGUAAGCGGGCGUGGGAGGUUACGAGGAUGGCGGCGGGGCGGGUGCCGACUUAG
Molecule: messenger RNA, 2487 nt
Organism: Dioszegia hungarica
Lineage: Eukaryota; Fungi; Basidiomycota; Tremellomycetes; Tremellales; Bulleribasidiaceae
Exons: 11
Coding region: 1-2487 (828 amino acids)
Source: RefSeq, a predicted model, not a curated record